Dermatophagoides pteronyssinus (European house dust mite) is the source of this 1360-nucleotide messenger RNA. RefSeq lists its product as uncharacterized. NCBI's taxonomy places the organism in Eukaryota, Metazoa, Arthropoda, Arachnida, Sarcoptiformes, Pyroglyphidae. The record is from RefSeq and is a predicted model, not a curated record.
UCAUCAUCAAAACAUCAUCAUCAUAAUAAUCAACAGCAACAAAAAUCAAAAAAUAUGUGGUCAAAUAAUGAUAAUAAUUGGCGUAAUCAUUCAAAACAUCAAUAUGAUGGUAGCAAUGAUGGUAACGGUAAUCAUCAUCCACACCAUAAUCAUCAAAACAAAAAACCGAUAAUCAAGAAAAUUGAUUAUCAUAAUCGAUCAUCGAAUAAUGAUGAUAAUGAUGAAAAUAAGAAUAAAUCAACAGAAACAACAACAACAACAACAUUAUCAUCAACAUCGACCAUAGCUACAAGCACCGAACCAAUUACAAUUUAUUAUAAUGAUAAUAGUAUUUCAUUGGAAGAAAAUUUAAAACGUUUAAAAGAAACAUUAUUAUCGGAUGAAAAUAAACAAACAGAUUCUAGUCAAUCAGAAAUGCCAUAUGAAGAAUCCACUACUAUUAAUGCUACUACCAGCACUAACGAUAAUGAUAUUGAUACUGUGAUAAAAAUGGAUGAUAAUACUAUAGCUGAUACAACUACUAGCCAUGAACAAAAAUCGGAAAAAAUUCAAGUCGAUGAAAUUCAGCCAUCAACAACAGCAACUGUAUCGACACUUGUUAAAUCAAAUGAUCCAGAAGAUGUGAUUAGUGGUGGUGUACCGAUUGAAAAUCCACGAUUACCUGAAGCUGAUGCUAAUGUCCAAGCGAAAAUGGUUCGUUGUACAAUCAUAUCACAUCCGGGACAUUUUUAUAUAAAAUUUAUCAAUGCUGAUCAUGAAAGACAAUUGAAUGGAAUGAAUCAAUUUUAUUCACAAGAUGAACAUAUUGAAUUAACAUUGGAUGUAUUACAACCAGGGCAAUUUUAUGCUGCAUUACGUACAAAAGAUGAAGGAUGGAUACGUAUAAAAUUAUUACAAGCCGAAUCGAUUGAUCAGAUAACUUGUUUUCUAAUCGAUCAAGGAUGUGUAGAUAUUUUACGUUUAAAUCAAUUGCAACCAUUAUAUAGCCAAUUUCGUUCGGUACCACGGCAAUCGAUUCGUGUCUCAUUAUCAGGUAUACGACCACGUGAAAGUGAUGAUUGGUUACCGAAUGAAGCAUUAGAAUUUAAAAAACUUUUAGAUAAUCAAAUAUUAAAAGUUGAUUAUAUUGGUAAUGGUGAUGGUGAUGCAAAAUGGGGCCAAAUUGUUGAACCAGAUUCACAACUACAAAUACGUUUACAAUUCAAUGAUGAUCAUAAUGAUUCAAAAUUAGCUGAUCGACCAGUUGCUGAUAUUCUUAUUGAACGAAAUUUAGCUAUUGCUAAUUAGAAGAUUUUUAGAUUAGUCGAUCAAAUCGACUAAAACAAAAAACAAAAAACUGUGUCCUUAAUAUAUUUUUUUG